Molecule: messenger RNA, 1484 nt
Organism: Sinocyclocheilus grahami
Lineage: Eukaryota; Metazoa; Chordata; Actinopteri; Cypriniformes; Cyprinidae
Product: E3 ubiquitin-protein ligase MARCH5-like
Exons: 7
Coding region: 194-1069 (291 amino acids)
Molecular function (GO): zinc ion binding
Source: RefSeq, a predicted model, not a curated record
UCCGGAAGUUGCUCUUCGUAAGGUUGUUGUUCUGUCCUCCGACAAAAUUGAAAGUGUCAAAUCAGCCGGAGACCUAAACUAAACGCGUAUCAGAAACGUCUACAUCUGCUAAACAUCUUCAGGUGUUGCACAUUGAGCCUGCUCUGGCUCACUCAUGGUUGAGCUGGAGACCGUGGAUCGAGCCUGACAUAAGAUGGCCAGUGUAGAUGAACCUCCAGAGAAGCACUGCUGGGUGUGUUUUGCCACGGAGAAGGAGGAUCGAGCUGCAGAAUGGGUCAGCCCGUGCCGGUGUAAGGGCUGCACCAAGUGGAUCCAUCAGUCUUGCUUACAGCGCUGGCUGGACGAAAAACAGAAGGGAAACAGCGGAGGAGCCGUCAGCUGCCCGCAAUGUAGCACAGAAUACCAGAUCGUUUUCCCCAAAAUAGGGCCUCUGGUGUACUUCCUUCAGCAGGUCGACAGAGCUCUGUCCAGGGCCAGUCCGUUCACCGCAGCUGGAGUCGUGGUGGGGACCGUCUAUUGGUCGGCCGUUACUUACGGUGCUGUCACAGUUAUGCAGGUGGUGGGCCAUAAGAAGGGUCUGGAUGUGAUGGAGCAUGCGGAUCCUCUCUUCCUGCUCAUGGGUUUGCCCACCAUCCCCGUCAUGCUGGUACUGGGGAAGAUGAUUCGCUGGGAGGAUUAUGUUGUGCGGCUUUGGCAACGACACUCUUCUAAGCUUCAGAUCUUCAGCGGGCUUGUACCUGGUAUGGGCCAUCCUAUACCCCGCAUCCCAGUGGAGGGCAGUUACGGAGGAGACCAUCUCUCUGUGUCUCGCACCCUUUGCGGCGCCCUCAUCUUCCCCUCCAUCGCCAACCUUGUGGGACGCCUCCUAUUCCGCAGGGUCACGUCAAACCUGCAGCGCACCAUCCUGGGUGGCAUUGCAUUCGUGGUGAUCAAGGGAGUGCUUAAAGUAUAUUUCAAACAGCAGCAGUACCUCAUCCAGGCCAACAGACACAUCCUGAAUUACCCAGAGCCCGAGGGACGAGCAGAUGCCACUUUUGAGGAUGACAACGAAAACAGUGGCAAUGAAUGAAGAUAAUGCACUUGAGGAAAUCAACAAAUGCACUGUAGUAUAGGAUUCUCAGAAUAAAGAGAGACAUAUUUACGGAUGUAUAAAGACAUAAUUUCUCAGCUUGACAUGGCUCUAAAUCAGCACAAACACAUGUAUGCUAUGUGUUACUAAAAUGCAAGGAUGACUGAAAUUCUUUUAUCUGUGAGAAACGUUUGAUGGGGUGUUAAAGUGCCUGUAAUAGCUAAAUACACCAGUAGAUGGCGACAAAUGCAAAGCUGGUAACUGCACUGUGCACUGAUGUCUCUGAUGAAGACAUUGUCAUUUAGGCUGCAAAGGUACCAGCAGAAUCAUGUAAGCAUUUUGAGAAUGAGUUAAUUGAUUCUGAUUGAAGAUAAUAAGCAAUGGCUAUGUAAUGACAAAUAAAGGAUGAUAAACC